AUGCAAUGCAGACCCAGCUUGGCUAAACUCGACCGGUUCCUUGUUUCAACGGAUUUGGACCAAACCUAUCCUCUAAGCAAGGUCAAAGCCCUCCCUCGGAUCACUUCCGACCACACACCCAUCACUCUAUCUACCGGGAUCCACCCGCCGACACGGAGGUUUAGAUUUGAGCGUGUCUGGCUUUCUAAGGAGGACUUCGCCGCUAACGUACCGUGCUGGUGGAAUGAAGUCACCCCCAAGACAUCGGCUAUCCUCACCCUAUCGGCCAAGCUUAGGCACUGUAGAAUCAGAAUUAAGGAAUGGCGCAAGACAAACUUCUACAGCAUUUCAUCAACUAAGAGGCUAUUGCAGGAAGAACUUCAAAACAUUGAUCUACUGGAAGAACGUUUCGCCCUUUCACAUGAGUCCCGGGAUAGACGGGAUGCCAUAAAAGCUCAGUUUCAGAUCAUUCUCCAGGAGGAAGAAAUCUUAUGGAAUACUAGGUCCAAACAAUUUUGGCUUGAGGAAGGAGAUAGUAAUACUAAGUUCUUUCACGCGGUAGCCAAUGGAAGAAAACACACCAACGCGAUCGAAGUCAUUGAAGACGAAUCAAGAUGA
Messenger RNA from Ananas comosus (pineapple), 597 nucleotides. RefSeq lists its product as uncharacterized. Bases 1 to 597 code for a protein of 198 amino acids. The record is from RefSeq and is a predicted model, not a curated record. The transcript has a single exon. Lineage: Eukaryota; Viridiplantae; Streptophyta; Magnoliopsida; Poales; Bromeliaceae.